Molecule: messenger RNA, 5508 nt
Organism: Mesoplodon densirostris (Blainville's beaked whale)
Lineage: Eukaryota; Metazoa; Chordata; Mammalia; Artiodactyla; Ziphiidae
Gene: TUBGCP6
Product: tubulin gamma complex component 6
Exons: 24
Coding region: 195-5453 (1752 amino acids)
Biological process (GO): cytoplasmic microtubule organization; microtubule nucleation; mitotic cell cycle
Cellular component (GO): spindle pole; equatorial microtubule organizing center; gamma-tubulin complex
Molecular function (GO): microtubule minus-end binding; gamma-tubulin binding
Source: RefSeq, a predicted model, not a curated record
GCUGGUCGCGUGGCGGUGACGCGGUGGCGGGAGCUGGGGUCGCGUGCUGUGCCCGGGGUGAGGGGACCCGGCGGGCGGGCUCGCGGGCCUGGCCCACGCUCCGUCCUCGGCGGUGCCUCUUCCGGCCGUCCCUUCUCCGGGGCCCCGAGAAGGCGAGCCAGGCCGCGCUCGAGGGCCCGGCAUGAGGAGGGGGCAUGGCCAGCGUCCCGCAGCUGGUGGACGACCUGUGCGAGGCCCUCCUGCCGGCCGCGAAGGCUCACUGUGGCCAGCGCCGCGGGAGCCGCAAGAAGGCCAAGCAGAGCCUCAAGAGGGUGGCCUACAACGUUCUGUUCACGAGCCUCUUUCAAGAUGAGACCCGCAAGCUGCAGCCUGGCCUCCCGAGACUCCCGGUGAAAAACAGGAUUCUCAUGCUGUCCUUCGACUUGCGAGUGAGCGGCCUGGGCGCCGAGGCCGACCGCCUGGAGGAGUUGGUGGAGGAGCUGGAGGCCGCGCAUCGCCGGCCGCUGGCGGAGCUGGGGUCCGUGCUGGACCUGCUGGUGCGGCUGGCGGGCAGCGGGCCCCCGCGAAUGCUGCGGCGCCGGCGGGACUUCUUCCUGCACAGCCGGCCCGUCGGGAGAGACGUUCCCUACGGCGGCUACGACUGCGCCGACCUGAGCGGGAUGGAGGCGGACGUGCGGUCGCUCAUCUCCGGAGAGGAGUAUCUGUGUCGGGACUUGGUCCGGAAGACGCUGCAGGUGAUGGAGGCGGCGCCGGGCACCGGGCUGCCCGCCGUCGGGCUCUUCUCGUAUGGCGACACCUGCGGGGACAGGUUUGAGAGGGACACCCGCGUCUCGCUCUUCGGAGCCCUGGUGCACAGCCGCACGGCCGACCUGGACGUCCGCCUGGACCUGCCCCCGGUGCCGGACAGCGCAGACCUCUCCGGACUGGCCAUCAAGGUCCCUUCGAGUGUGGAUCAGUCGGAAGAUGAAGGGUUCCAGUCAGCAUCCAAUCUGACUCCUGAUUCCCAGUCUGAGCCGGGCGUGACUCCAGACAUUGACCUGUGGGACGCUGUGCUCACCUAUGAAGCCAGCAAGCGGAGGUGCUGGGAGCAAGUUGGAUGCCCGCCUGGCCACCGAGAGGAGCCCUACCUCACCGAGGCCGGAAGGGCUGCCUUCGACAGGUCCUGCCGGCUCUGCCAAGCGGGGCUGCAGGUGCUGGGCGGGGGCCUCCUGCAGGCCCCGCAGCCCGUCCUGGUGAAGGAGUGCGAGCUGGUGAAGGACGCGCUCAACAUCCUGAUUGGGGUCGUGUCCGCCACGUUUUCCCUCUGCCAGCCAGCUCAGGCCUUCACGGUGAAGCAGGGUGUCCAUGUCUCAGGAGCAUCCCCCGAGAGCAUCAGCAGCCUCCUCUCGGAGGUGGCCGAGUGCGGGACCCACUACGCACGCCUGAGCCACUUCUCUCUGCAGCCUGUGCUGGACUCCUCGUGCAGUGAGGGCCUCGUGUUCCAGGCCUUCACCAGCGGCCUGAGGAGGUACCUGCAGUACUACCGGGCCUGUGUGCUCUCCACCCCGCCCACCCUGAGCCUCCUCGCCAUUGCCUUUCUCUUCAAGAAACUGGGCCGGCAGCUCAGGUACCUGGCUGAGCUCUGCGGUGUCGGCACUGGACUCCUGGGCGCUGGGGGUGGAGCGCCCGGGGCUGCGUUCCCCACUGGGGUGAAGCUGCUCUCCUACCUCUACCAGGAGGCCCUGGAUAACUGCAGCAACGAGCACUACCCGGUCCUGCUGUCUCUGCUGAAGACCAGCUGCGAGCCCUACACGCGGUUCAUCCACGACUGGGUGUACAGUGGGGUCUUCAGAGACGUUUACGGCGAGUUCAUGAUCCAGGUGAACCAUGAGUACUUGGGCUUCAGAGAUAAGUUUUACUGGACCCAUGGCUAUGUGCUCAUUUCCAAAGAGGUGGAGGACUGCGUCCCCGUGUUCCUGAGGCACAUUGCCCACGACGUGUAUGUCUGCGGGAAGACCAUCAACCUGCUGAAGCUCUGCUGCCCCCGGCAUUACCUCUGCUGCUCCGAUGUCCCGGUCCCUCGCAUCUCGGUGAUCUUCUCCCUCGAGGAGCUGAAGGACAUCGAGAAGGACUGUGCCAUCUACGUGGGCCGGAUGGAGAGGGUGGCGCGCCACAGCUCCAUCAGCAAGGAGGAGAAGGAAUUACGAAUGGAAAUUGCAAAACAAGAAUUAAUUGUCCAGGCCCGGGAAGCGGCGUCCAGGGUCCUGAGCGCGCUCAGUGAUCGGCAGCUGUCUGAGCGGAUGGCCUUGGAUGCCCAGAAGCGAGAGCAGUUUCAGAGGCUGAAGGAGCAGUUUCUGAAGGACCGGGAGCGUCGCCAGGCGGCCAGGCAGGAGGAGCUGGAUGAUGACUUCAGCUACGCCCGCGAGCUCCGGGACCGGCAGAGGAGGCUGAAGGCCCUGGAGGAGCAGCUGGAGAGGAAGGCCAGGCAGGCACUGGUGGAUCAUUACAGCAAGUUGUCUGCAGAGGCAGCUCGCCGGGAGCAAAAGGCGCUGUGGAAGGUCCAGAGGCACAGAUUGGCCGGCGCUCGGCUUCGUUUUCUCUUAGAAGAUCAGAAACGCAUUCAGGAGCUGCUGGAAGACAUGGCGGAGGGGAAGCCCCUGGAGCCGCUGGCCAUCCUCCCAGGUGCCCGCUCCCAGGCGUCCUUUCUGGGCCCCGAGCACCCAGGUGGAGGUGGCAGCUGUGAUCCUGGGCACGAGGGGCGGCACGAGGCUGUCCGGGACAGCCCCGACGGGCAGGGCAUGCUGACGCCGAAGCCCCUCGAGCCUCCAGCAGCUGGGGCCUGCGGCUCAGGGCCAGGAGCGGGCCUGCUGUCAGAGCAGGCGGAGGAGCCGGGGCCGUUCUCUGUGGGCCUCAGCAUCCAAGACUUCCUGCCCACGGCCCAGGGGGCUGAGCAGCCUGUGCUCACCAGUGCGGCCCCCAUCCUGGACGAGGCGCUGCAGACCAUCGGCUCGGACCUGCCUCCCCUGGCUCCGUCCGCAGCAGUGGACACAGGGCCCUCCGGGCCACAGGAGUACGAUUUCAGAACCAUCCUGAGGCCAUCUGUGGCCGCCCCAGCUUCCCCAGGGGCCCUCCAGACUGCAGGAGGCAGCUUGGGCAGUGAGGGGCAGCGGCUGCGGGAGGACACUCACGUGCGGCUGGACACGAGUGUCCCUGAUGGGCGGGUGGCUCUGCCUUACGCGCACCCCCCUCAGCACCCCUCCCGCCAGGAGGAGAGCAGCCAGGCCAUGGGGCAGCUAUGUGGGCAAGUGGCAGCAGAGCCUGGUGUUCCCACAGAGGGUUAUGCUUCUGGAAUGGCUCCCUCCCAGCCACGGUGGAACGUCCACGGACAUGUGUCUGAUGCCAGCAUCAGGGUGGGGGAGAACGUGUGGGAUGUGGCCCCCUCCCGGCCACGGUGGAACGUCCACGGACACGUGUCUGAUGCCAGCAUCAGGGUGGGGGAAAAUGUGUGGGAUGUGGCCCCCUCCCGGCCACGGUGGAACGUCCACGGGCACGUGUCUGAUGCCAGCAUCAGGGUGGGGGAGAACGUAUGGGAUGUGGUCCCCUCCCGGCCACGGUGGAACGUCCACGGGCACGUGUCUCAGUCCAGUGUGAUGCUGGGGGUAGUCUCAGGGGAAGCCGAGCCCAAUGUGCCUGGGCACCCCUGGGCGCCCCCUGACCAUGGGUCCCAGUUAGGCCUCAGCUUGGGAGCCCAGAGCCCUGCCCAGGAACAUGAGCCACGGCUGCCUGCAGAGACGGCCUUAGGCGGCUCCGGCGCACAAGUGGCUCGACCUGGCUCUGGCCGUGGGGAGAAGACUGGCCUGCAGGCCUUGCUGUCUGCGGAGGCUGCACCCACUGCUCUGGAAGACAGUAUCCCUGAGGAGCCAGGCCCGGGGGUGAGUGGGGACUCCCAGGACCUCUCUCCAAGUGGCCCUCCGAGCUCACAGGUCAGGGCAGACGUGGUGAGGGGCUGGGGAUUAGGAGUCGGGGGAGCGUGUGCUGCUGGUGGGCCCCCUGCCCCCACCCCCACCUGGCCUGUCGUGGGCAGCGAGGGCUCUGUCCCGGGACUGGUCAGCACGUGGGGUAUUCCCCCCGCCCGGUCCGUCCUCUUCCACACGAGGGGAACGGGCGGGUUCCUUGAGGCUGGGUUGUCUCAGGAGGGCGUGGACACCCGGAGCAGCCCAGGCCCCGGCGAGGAGGCGGCCCAGCGCUGGGACAGGGAGCAGGCCUACUUGGCGGGCUUGGCGGGGCAGUACUGCCUGGAGCAGUACCCGGACAGCUACGAGGCCAUGUCAGAGCCUCCCGUUGCCCGCCUCCUGCACCACGGGCUUCCCCGAGCUUUUGGCCUCCCCGAGGAUGCCGGGGCCCAGUCAGAUGCAGACGCGAGUGCUGUGCAGCUGAGCGAACUGCUGCCGCUGCCCGUGCUCAUGAAGCACUCCAUCACGGCCCCGCUGGCUGCCCACGUCUCCCUGGUGAACAAGGCCGCGGUCGACUACUUCUUCGUGGAGCUGCACCUCGGGGCGCACUUCGAGGCGCUGCGGCACUUCCUGCUGAUGGAGGACGGGGAGUUUGCGCAGUCCCUCAGCGACCUGCUCUUUGAGAAGCUUGGGGCGGGACAGACGCCUGGGGAGCUCCUGAGCCCGCUGGUGCUCAACUCCGUGCUGAGCAAGGCCCUGCAGUACAGCCUGCACGGCGACACCCCGCACGCCGCCAACCUCUCCUUUGCCCUCAAGUUCCUGCCUGAGACGUUUGCCCCCAAUGCCCCGGACGUGCUGAGCUGCCUGGAGCUCAGGUACAAGGUUGACUGGCCCCUCAACAUCGUGGUCACUGAGGGCUGCUUGAGCAGGUACAGCGGCAUUUUCUCCUUCCUGUUGCAGCUGAAGCUCAUGAUGUGGACACUUAAGGAUGUCUGCUUCCACCUCAAGCGCACAGCACGGGUGAGCCACGCAGCCGGCUCGGUACAGUUCCGCCAGCUGCAGCUGUUCAAACACGAGAUGCAGCACUUUGUGAAGGUCAUCCAGGGCUACAUCGCCAACCAGAUCCUGCAUGUCACCUGGUGCGAGUUCCAGGCCAGGCUGGCCUCAGUGGGCGACCUAGAGGAGAUCCAGCGCGCCCAUGCCGAGUACCUGCACAAGGCUGUCUUCAGGGGCCUGCUGACGGAGAAGGCGGCGCCUGUCAUGAACAUCAUCCACAGCAUCUUCAGCCUGGUCCUCAAGUUCCGCAGCCAGCUCAUCUCCCAGCCCUGGGGCCCGGCCAGCGGCCCCCGCGGCCCCGAGCACCCCAACUUCGCCCUCCUGCAGCAGUCCUACAGCACCUUCAAGUACUACUCCCACUUCCUUUUCAAAGUGGUGAGCAAGCUGGUGAACCGAGGCUACCAGCCCCACCUGGAGGACUUCCUGCUGCGCAUCAACUUCAACAGUUACUACCAGGACGCUUGAGGCCUGUGUGGCCCUGGCGGGUGCCUGGGCUGGAAUAAAGGUGCUGCCCGCCCUA